This is a messenger RNA of Zingiber officinale, 2877 nucleotides long. Its product is annotated as cation/H(+) antiporter 15-like. Gene Ontology annotation, molecular function: antiporter activity. The coding region runs from base 255 to 2705 and encodes 816 amino acids. Lineage: Eukaryota; Viridiplantae; Streptophyta; Magnoliopsida; Zingiberales; Zingiberaceae. Gene Ontology annotation, biological process: proton transmembrane transport; regulation of pH. The transcript is spliced from 2 exons. The record is from RefSeq and is a predicted model, not a curated record. Gene Ontology annotation, cellular component: membrane; endomembrane system.
AGUGAGGAAUCAUUUAAAAGAAAAAUUAGAAAACAUUGCUAAAAGUUGGGUUUUUUGUUUUCUUAUUCUUCCAUUUAUUCUUCCAUUAUUCUUUCCACAUUUAGACCAAAAAAUUGUCUCAAAAUAGCAGCCCUUUUAUUCCAAAUCCUCCACCUCAUCAUCUUCUUCCUUGACGGUUGUCAAUCUCCUCUGCAACAUACGCUCGUCGUCGAUCGCCACCGCAAACACGUCGUCCAUUGGCCGUACCUAUCAAGAUGAGCAAUAUGGACUACCACUGGAGGAGCGUCAACUCGACGCCCAUCGUCUGCUACUCCACCAGCAUUAGCACCGCCAUCGGCAGAAUGGACGGCGACAACCCCCUCGACCACAGCCUCCCCCUCUUCCUCCUCCAACUCCUCGUCAUCGCCGUCACCAGCCGUCUCGUCGCUUUCAUCCUCCUCCCCCUCCACCAGCCUCGCCACGUCUCCGAAAUCGUGAGUGGAUUGGUUCUCGGUCCGAUGGGGCUCGGACAAAUUCCCGGCUAUCUCCGGACCAUCUUCCCCUACCGGAGUUUGCCCAUCUUGGAGGUCGUCGCCUACCUCGGAAUCAUUUACUUUGUCUUCAUCACCGGCCUCGAGAUCGAUCCAACGAAGCUGAAGCGGUCGCACAAGUAUGCUGCCUUCGCCGCCGCGAGCAUGGUCUUCCCCUUUGCGGUCGGCGCCUUCUCUGGCGUCCUCGUCCAUGCUCACCUCAAAAUCGAGGCCAACCGAAUGUCCUUCCUCACCUUCCUCGGCGCCACCCUCUCCACCACCUCAUUCUCCGUCCUCGCCCGCACGCUCACCGAGCUCAAGCUCAUCAAAACCGCCGUCGGCCUCGCGAGCCUCUCAUCCGCCGUCUUCGUCGACAGCUACGCCUGGAUCCUCGUCUCCGUCGCCUUCUCCAUGACCAGCGGCAAGCCGUCGGCCGCCAUCUGGGCGUUGCUCUCUGGGCUGGUCUUCUUCCUCUGUAGCUUCAAACUGGCGAAGCCGGCGGUGCUCUGGUUCGCGCAGAGGGACGAGGAGAAAGCAGAGGAAAUGACCGUAUGCAUCGUUCUCGUCGGGGCAAUGUCUUGGGCGCUAGUGGGGGAUGCCCUAGGCAUCAACGCCAUAUUGGGCGCCUUCAUCUACGGGCUCAUCAUCCCUUACCGCCCGACGGGGGUGGAGCUGGUGGAGCGGGUGGGCGACUUAGUGGAGGGCCUCCUCGUUCCGCUCUUCUACGCCCUUUGUGGUCUGCGCUCCGAUCUCCGGUCGGUGAACCAUCUCUGGUCAGCAGUUGUGCUAGCGACGGUGGUAGUGCUGGCCGCCGCCGCCAAGGUGGUGGCCUGCAUGGUCGUCGGCCAUUUGUACGAGAUGCCGCUCGCCGACGGGUUUGCCAUGGGCUUACUAAUGACCACCAAAGGGGUCAUUGAAAUGGUCAUCCUCAAAAUUGGAAGGGACUCGGAGGUCUUGAGCGAGCAGGCGUACUCCAUCUUGGUGGUAAUGUCGGUAAUGGUGACGGCGAUGGUGACACCGUUGCUAAAGCUACUGGUGACAACCAACAGAAGACAAGUUUCGUACGAGCGGCGGACGAUCCAGUGGCCGGACGAUAGCGAAGAGCUCCGCCUUUUACUGUGCAUCCACAACGUCCGCAACGUGCCGUCCAUGCUCGGCCUCCUCGAGGCCGCCCACCCCAGCAGACGCUCCCCUGUCUUCGUCUUCUCCCUCCACCUGGUCGAGCUCACCGGCCGCGCCUCCGCUAUGCUCGUUGUCCACGAUGCCGCCAGCGCCGAUGGCGACGAGAAGCAGCUCCACAAACCCCCCUUCGACGACCGGUCGCAGGGAAUAAUCCAGGCGCUGGACUCGUACGCGCAACGUACACCAGGGGUCACCAUCCAACCCCUCGCCGCCGUCUCCGCCUACGACACCAUGCACGAGGACGUGUGCGGCGUCGCCGAGGACAACUGCAUCUCCUUCAUCAUUUUACCUUUCCAUAAGCAGCCCACCGUGGACGGCGGCAUGCAGGUGACCAACCCCGCGGUUCGCGCCCUCAACGAGAGCGUCCUCAACACCGCGUCCUGUUCCGUGGCCAUCCUCGUCGACCGCGGCUUCAGCGGUCCCUACCGCAUGCCUGGAGAAGGCCAGAACGCCGCCUACCGCGUCGCCGUGCUCUUCUUCGGCGGCGCGGACGACAGGGAGGCCUUGUCGCUGGCAUCGCGGAUGGCCGACCACCCAUCCAUCAGCCUCUCUAUUUUCCGGUUCGUCUCCGAUUCUUGUCCACUCAUCCCGAUGACGACUCAGCAUCAUACUGAAAAUUUCCACGGGUCGGAGAAGUUGCUGACCGUGGACCAGGAGACCAACGCCGAUGAGCUUUGUCACGGAGAGGCGGAGGCGGACGAGGCGUGUUUGAAGGAGUUUAGGCGGAAGCAUGAUGUGUCUUCCGCGGUGGGGUACAAGGAGAAGGCGGUGAGGAACUCGGAGGAGACAGUGGAGGUAAUAAGAGGGAUGGAGGGUUGGCAUGAGCUGUACGUGGUGGGGAAGGGAUCCUCGUCGUCGGCGUUGGUGGCGGGGCUGACGGAGUGGUGUGAGUGCCCGCAGUUGGGGGCGGUCGGGGACAUGCUGGCGUCCAGUGACUUCGGAGGCAGCGCGUCGGUGCUGGUGGUGCAACAAGUGAAGCAGGAGAAGGUGGCGGCCAUGAAGUCGGAAGUUUGAGAGGCCCCCCAAGGAAGACGAUGGACAUGGCAAAAGUUUAUUUAACCCCUACACUUUAACCCUUUUUGAAAUAUAACCGUAUAGUUUAGCUAUUAUCAUUGUACUCCCUCUUGUUAGGAAGGUACCCAAUUUGCAUCUAAUUCUAAAAUUUCUUCUCAAUAUCAAAGUUUAU